AUGAAUAAUGAUGCUGCUUCAGCCUCUCUCUCCUCCCUCUCUCUGCUCAGACAUUGGCUGACUGAUGCCUACAUCUUAUUUGCCACGCCUUACUUUGCCUACGACAUCUACGCCAUGUUUCUGUGUUACCGGCACAAGCUGGAGGUCAAAGGUCACGAGGAGGCGGGCCAAAGCGUUGGGUUGAUGGUGAUUGGUUACCUGCGCAGGGAGUUCCUCAUGGUGCUGCACCACAUCUUCAUGGUGACCUUCUGCUUCCCCGCCUCUCUGCUGUGGAGGCAGGGUAAAGGUGAUUACUUCCAGGGCGUCUUGUUUCUGGCUGAGCUCAGCACCCCGUCCGUCUCUCUGGGGAAAGUCCUGAUCCAGUAUAAGAAGCAGCACACGCUGCUGCACAAAGUGAACGGCGUCGUCAUGCUGCUCACCUUCUUCGGUUGUCGGGUCUUACUCUUUCCCUACCUGUACUACGCCUACGGCAGGUAA
Molecule: messenger RNA, 477 nt
Organism: Neolamprologus brichardi
Lineage: Eukaryota; Metazoa; Chordata; Actinopteri; Cichliformes; Cichlidae
Source: RefSeq, a predicted model, not a curated record